Molecule: messenger RNA, 636 nt
Organism: Saccharomyces eubayanus
Lineage: Eukaryota; Fungi; Ascomycota; Saccharomycetes; Saccharomycetales; Saccharomycetaceae
Gene: RGM1
Product: Rgm1p
Exons: 1
Coding region: 1-636 (211 amino acids)
Biological process (GO): regulation of transcription by RNA polymerase II
Cellular component (GO): chromatin
Molecular function (GO): DNA-binding transcription factor activity, RNA polymerase II-specific; RNA polymerase II cis-regulatory region sequence-specific DNA binding
Source: RefSeq, a predicted model, not a curated record
AUGCGAGGAAAACAGCCGAAAAGGAAGAAAGAAACCACUUCUGCCAAUAGAAACUAUAGAUGCAUGGGAUACCCCGAUUGCAACAUGAGUUUCAACAGAGCCGAGCAUCUGGCUAGGCACAUCAGAAAACACACGGGGGAAAAACCUUUCCAAUGUAACAUCUGCCUUAAAUUUUUUAGUAGAAUUGACAACUUAAGACAGCAUCAAUCUUCUGUUCAUUCGGACAUUGACCUGAUGUCCCUACGUAGACUGCAGCAAUCGGCAAUCAACAUUGCGAAUGAACAAAACUCCACGGCAAGAAUGUUCCCGCAACUCCGCCCGUACGGCAUCGUUGUCCAGCCUGCUACACAUCCUCACACUAUUCCAAUAGCGAGCCCCGCCAGCGCACAGAAUACCAUUGCCCUUUACACUUCACCGUACUUCCCGCAUGCCGUUCCCUCUGCUCCGAUGACGUUACCACAACUCCCCCCACCCCCAAUAUACGGUUACAUCCAACCACUGUUCCUGAACCAGCUGCCAAUCCAGAACCGCAAUAUCGUUGAGCUACCCCCAGAUAUGAGCGAUACCUCGACAUCUCCGUCGAGGGUGCGAGGUUUCGAUCAUGUAAACGACGCUUCGCCAGAUGCAAAGAGCUAA